Drosophila grimshawi is the source of this 1028-nucleotide messenger RNA. RefSeq names its product enoyl-CoA delta isomerase 1, mitochondrial. The transcript is spliced from 4 exons. Gene Ontology annotation, cellular component: mitochondrion. Gene Ontology annotation, biological process: fatty acid beta-oxidation. The record is from RefSeq and is a predicted model, not a curated record. Bases 78 to 923 code for a protein of 281 amino acids. NCBI's taxonomy places the organism in Eukaryota, Metazoa, Arthropoda, Insecta, Diptera, Drosophilidae. Gene Ontology annotation, molecular function: enoyl-CoA hydratase activity.
UAAUCGAACGAACAAAGUAAAUAGGAGUGCAACAGGUUCAGCAACAGCUGUUAUAAUUAAAAGUUUAAAUAUCGAGAAUGAUGCGUACAAAGUUAUUAAGCUUGGUGCCGCGUGCCACAGUUGCUUGCAGGCACAUGUCCAGUGCCACAAAGCUAACAACUGUGGAAGUCAAUGAUAAAACUGGCAUUGCAACACUUACCAUGAAUAGGCCGCCUGUAAAUGGACUCAAUUUGGAAUUGCUGCGCGACCUUCAGCAAUCAAUUGAGGAAAUAGAAGGCAACAAAAGUUGCGGAUUGAUACUGACAUCGUCAAAUCCAACAAUAUUCUCCGCGGGUUUGGACAUCCUCGAAAUGUAUAAGCCGGACAAGGAACGGAUUCGUGCAUUUUGGACUCAAUUGCAGGAUGUUUGGUUGGCACUUUAUGGCAGCAGUGUGCCAACAGCAGCUGCCAUUAAUGGCCAUUCCCCUGCCGGCGGCUGUUUGUUGGCUGCCAGCUGUGAAUAUCGCGUCAUGCUGCCAAAAUUCACAAUUGGCUUGAACGAAACUCAACUUGGAAUUGUGGCACCCCAAUGGUUUAUGUCCACUUACCUCAGUAUCCUGCCGCGCCGAGAGGCUGAACGUUCCCUAAACCAGGGACGAAUGUUCACCACAGAGGAAGCACUGCGUGUCGGCUUGGUCGAUGAGAUUGCCAGCAGCAAGGAGGAGGCCUUGGCCAAGUGUGCUGAUUUUAUUGCUACAUUCGCCAAAGUCAAUCCGUUGGCGCGCUCCUUGACCAAGCAACAGUUUAGAUCGGCUGACUUGCAACAGUUGGAAAAUGAACGUGUCCAAGAUUUGGAGAAGUUUUUGUUCUUUAUUAACCAGCCAGCUGUUCAGAAGGGUCUGGGCAUCUAUCUGGAAAGUCUGAAAAAGAAGUCCAAGAACUGAAAUGGAUAUCUUAUGCAUUUGUAGAUUCUUUUACUCACAGUUUUUAUACACACAUGUAUAUAAGAAAAAGUUAAUAAAUAAUUCUGCAUGCUUGCAUUGGGUUUA